Messenger RNA from Drosophila suzukii, 7657 nucleotides. The record is from RefSeq and is a predicted model, not a curated record. NCBI's taxonomy places the organism in Eukaryota, Metazoa, Arthropoda, Insecta, Diptera, Drosophilidae.
AUUUUUUGACCGUCUCUAAGAAAGUACCCAUCGCUAGAAAUUUACCAAUUCGUCUGGUAACCGAGGUUUUUCUUGUUUCGGCAUAAAAAUGCUCCAAAAUCGCUGUUUCUAGAGCUAAAAUCGCGCAACGUCUCGGAAUUGCAUGUAUUUCGCGAAAUUCGGGCAAUUGGAAAAACCGCGCAGCCAGCAAAUUCGUUUCACCUAAGCUGCAUUUGUAUACAGAGCAGGUGGUGUUGUCUCCCUCUCGCGCCCGCACUGCUCGCUCUCGAUGUGCGAGCGAAACAACAACAAACAAGUUACAAGCUCCAACAAAAUUCCGUCUUCAUUCAAUGCAAAACUGGAGCUUGACUCCAGCAAAGACGACACCAUUCACUCCACAAGCUUGAACAAGAAACUGGUCAAGAUUAAAAAGUUUAAGUUAGACGAUAUGAAGGAGAUGGUGGGCGGAUGUUGCGUUUGUUCGGACGAGCGGGGGUGGCCGGAGAACCCGCUCGUCUAUUGUGACGGCCAAAACUGUACGGUGGCAGUGCACCAGGCGUGCUACGGCAUUGUGACGGUUCCCACGGGUCCCUGGUACUGCCGCAAGUGCGAGUCCCAGGAGCGAACCUCAAGGGUCCGAUGCGAACUAUGUCCCUCGCGGGAUGGAGCCCUCAAGAAGACAGAUAACAGCGGCUGGGCCCACGUCGUCUGCGCUUUAUACAUCCCAGAGGUGCGGUUUGGGAAUGUAACCACCAUGGAGCCUAUCAUAUUGUCAUUAAUACCGACGGAGCGGUAUUCAAGGACUUGCUAUAUUUGCCAGGAGAUUGGCAAACCAAAUCGUGCCAACGUCGGCGCUUGUAUGCAGUGCAACAAAUCAAACUGCAAGCAGCAGUUUCACGUCACCUGUGCCCAGAGCCUUGGUUUGCUCUGCGAGGAGGCGGGAAACUAUCUGGAUAACGUGAAAUACUGCGGCUACUGUCAGCACCAUUACAGCAAACUGAAAAAGGGCGGCAACGUCAAAACCAUACCGCCAUAUAAACCCAUUCAACAUGACACCUCUUCCGAUUCGUGUUCGUCGCCCGAGAAGGAAAUCGAUUCCACCAUGAACUCUGCAGCGACUUCAGCGACGAGCAUUAAGAUCACCAGCAGCAAUACCAGUGGUGGCGGCAGCAGCAGUGCUUUGAAUGCUAGCUCCAGUGUUGGAAUUUCCGGGGGAAGCGGCAGUGGAAGUGGCGUCUCAUCGUCCUCCAAGCAGCGCAAAAGCAAUACAUCCGGAAAAUCGUCGAGCAGCAGUAGCAGCAGCUCAUCGUCCUCAACGGGAGUGGCUGCCAACCCCUCCUCGAGUUCUGCGCACUCGGGAAGUGCAAGCAAUCUGGCAGCUGGAAGCAGUUUACUACCAGGCGGUAGUAAUACCAUCGGCAAUAGUAGCAGUAAUUUAAGCAAUACGCUGGCGGUAGGAAGCGGAUCUGCCAGCAGUACUGGAAACGUGGCUAGUGGAAGCUCCAGUGGAGCAAACGUAGCCGCAUCCAGCAGUGGGGCUACGCAAUCGACGGCCAGUCAAUCGUCGACGCCAGCAGCCACCACAAAAUCAUCGGCCAGCAGUUCGAGUAGUAGUAGCAGUAGCUAUAAGGAAAAACAUAGCAAAAGUUUAAGCAAAUCCACCUCAAGCAAGGAUAAGGAUGGAAAAGAUAACGCAAGCCAUUCAGCUAAUAACAAUUUCUCGAAUUCAUCAGCCUCAUCAACAUCAUCAAACUCAUCGUCGACACGAGAGAAAUCCUCAUCAAAGCUUUCGAAGAACAAAGACUCUAUUCAAGUACCAAGUGCCACCAGUAGCACGAGCACAACCAGCAGUAUAACCACCCACCCCAGUUCGUCCACUUCAACAGCUAGCAGUGGCUUGGGGGGAACUGGGACCCAUGUGAGCAGUUCGGCCGCCAGUGGAAUUAACUCCACUGCCUCCACAACCAAUGAGCACUCAAAUCAUGCCCAUAAUCUUAGCACAAAUGGAGCAGGAGGUGGAAGUACAGCCGGAAAGCAACAGUCAGCCAGUAAUCUGAGCAAUCCUCAUCUCAGCACCAGUAGUUCUGGUUUUGGAUCGGAAUUAAGAACGGGGAGCACAUCAUCAAACUCGGCUUUAAACGAUUCCUCCGGAUUUGGUAAUAAUUCAAAUUCCGAAAGAGAGAAUAUAUCAGGCGCUGGAUCGUCUACGAGUAAUUCAACCGGAGCAAUAGCGCCGGGCUUGGGUGGCGUAUCCUCCAGUGCGGCCACUAAUUUAAGCACCAAUAAGGGAGGCUCGUCGUCAUCGGCGGCGAGCAAUCUGUCAUCUACGAACCUUUCCUCUGGCAACUCCUCUAAUUCGACAUCGAAAAAACGAAAGGCAGACUCUGCCAAGUCUAGCAGUAAUGUAUCCAUAGCUGGCUCCGACGAUAACAAUAGGUGGGGAACGAGAAUCGCAAAGAAAAGCCUAAUGUCCCGGUAUGAUAUCAAAGAUGUUCAUGUAGCACUGACACCGCUAACAGACUUUGAGAAGGAAAUCGAGAAGAGCUCCAAGAGGCAACGUACCGAACUCAGCCCGCCGACCCACCAAACAUCCGCCACCGCCGAAGUAAAUGCACCGCUGGCCAGCUCCACGAGUGCGUCCAUUGCGGUAACGGCGAGUGCGACAACGGCCUCAGUCCCUCCGGCAACGGGCAGCACUACCUCAGGCUCCACCUCCAGCGGCAAUGCAGGCUCAACCUCCAGCGGCAGCAGUACCGGAGGAUCGGCGACCGGGGGAGCGCCAUCAGUCGCGGGAUCUGGCGGCUAUCCAAAGACAGAAUCGAGCAAGUCGAGUGGCUCAGGAAGUACAGGCGGUGGCAGCAGCAGCAGUAGCAGCGGCAGCAAGCACGGCAGCAACAUCAAGGACAUCAGCAGCAGUAGCAGCAGUCAGCAGCCGACGACUGGGAGCAGCAGCAGUGCACCCAGCCUGUAUGUCUCUGUGCCGCUGUCCACGGCCAAUGUACCUGGAAUCAAUCUGCCCACCAGCAGCAGUAGCAGUAAUACCACCAGCGAAUCCCAUUCAGCUUCAUCGCGUGGAAGUGGCGCCCAAUCGCAGCAGAGCAAUCUACCGCCCAUGGGUGGAUCAACUGCAGCGUUUCACGGUGGUGCGAGCAGCGGUGGCCCCAGCGGUGGCUCCUCGUCGGUCAUCCAGCACCAGAGCGGCAAGUCAUCGCCGGCCUUGGGCACCCUAGUCAGCGGGAACAGUGGUGGCAGUAUAAUCUCCGCCAGUGGAGUCCCACUAGCCAGCGGCAACCUCACUGCCACGACCACGGAGAGCGGGAACUUGAAGAUCAGCUUUGAGAAGCAAACGACCAGAGUGCAGCAGUUGCAGGAGCAGGAGGCGCCACCGGCACGACGGAGCAGAUCGCGCUCCGGUGAGAGUGGCAGUAGUCACCACCAUGCCCACCACCACCACCAUCACCCCACCCACCACAAUAGCCAUCACCAACAAAAUCCACAGCAGCAGCAACAAUUACACCAACAGCAGCCACAGAACGCGUCAUCACAGCAGCCACAUGCGCUGCACUCCUCCACCAACUCGUCCUCAUCCUCCACCACAUCUACCUCCUCGUCCUCCCUGACUGGUGGCUCUGCCUCCGCCUCAGCCCCAGCCACAUCCUCCUCCAAUUCCAAGGGUCCCUCGAGAUCGGGGAAAAAGCGUGGGGCUGCGCAGAGUAAGAAUGAGGGAACUUCGGUGGCGACAACGGCAACACCAGCACCAGUUGCCGCCACACCAGCCGAGAAGCAGAGUCGCCACAGUUCGCCCCACUACAGUGCCACGCCCACCCCGCCACCGUCGACUGCGCCACCACCGGUGGUGUCCUCGCCGGUGGUUAUGUUGCAAUCCCUAUCCUCGUCUUCGGUCGAUUCCCCGCCAGUAACAGUGGCUACAGCGACUGCAACUAAUCGCAACACGCGCAACAACAGUAGCAGUAGCAACACCAAUCACAAUGGCGAGCCGACGUCCUCGUCCUGCUCGUCCACUUCGUCCUCCUCCUCGAGUGGCGGCUCCAGUGGUGUGGCCAAUGUGGUUAAUCUGCUAGACUCGCCGGUUAAUAUGUCAGCAUCCGGAAACUAUCGCGGCAGCAGCAAUUCCACCAGCACUGUGUUGCCGCCGAGCAGCAACGGCAGCAGCCAAGCCAAGCCCCUGAACAAGAAAAUGUUGCGUGCGCAGCAAACGCAGCUGUAUCAGCAACAACAGCAGCAGCAACAACAACAGCAGCAGCAGCAGUAUGCACCCCCCGCUAGAUCCAACUCCCCCACAAAUCUUAGCUCAGCCUCAGCUUCCAACUCCGCUAGCUUUACGCACUUGCAACAACAGCAACAGCAACAACCACAGCAGCAACAUGAAGAUCUAGAGAUAUUGCAAUUCACUAAUACUAAUACCACUCCCUCUUCCAAUACGCCCACGUCGAAACCCAACAACAGAACGCCCGAUCUCAGCACGGCCAGCAACUCAUCGUCAUCAGCAUCUGCAGUGCCCGCAACAACAACCACUCCUUUGGUCAUGCUGAGCAACCAGUUGCCACUUAACUCGAUGGCGGGUGGUGGCUCUUCCGGCGGCCUCAAGUUCACCUACGAGAGUCAGACGCAGCUGGACGUGCCCAUGAUGCCUGUGAGCGCCAUAAAGGACUCGCCACCCAGCUCGCCCGGCUCAGAGAUUGGAUCGGCCAUGCACUCGGCGACGGCAGCAUCCGGUUCCCUGACCGCCGCAGCUCCAACAUCGGCGGCGGCUCAGCCUGGAAAUGUCCGGAAACGUGGACGCAAGGCAAAGGACUCGACGAUAGCAGCGGCGGCGGCGGCGGCUGCGGCAGCAGCAGCAGCUAUCAACAAUGCUCAACAGGAUCUCAAGGAUGUGCGCAUACUGCAGAAUGGGGUGGCCAGUGGCUCGAGCAAUCCAGCCAGCAGCACGCCCACGCCCCCUGCCACGCCUGCUGCCUCCACGACUGCCAGUUCAGCCAGUUCGAUCAUCACGCACACGGCUGCCCAUAUGUUGGGCAACCAGAUCAACCCAAACAGCAGCGUGGCCCAGAAGCUGUCCGAGCAGUUGCACAUGGAGGUGCAGGAUCACUCGAUCUACACUUCCGACUCCAUGAGCUCGCAGUACACCGGAGUUCCGUUCCCCGGCAAGCAGCGCAAUUCGAGCAUUGCCCCUAGUAACGCAGCACCAGCUCCAAAUCCGCUGCAGUCGAUGUUCAGCGGUGGUAUGAACGGCAACAUGCCCAUUCCGCAGAGUCUGGAGCAGCUGCUCGAGCGCCAGUGGGAGCAGGGCUCGCAGUUUCUCAUGGAGCAGGCGCAGCACUUUGACAUUGCCUCGCUGCUUAAUUGCCUGCACCAGCUGCAGAGCGAGAACCUCCGGCUGGAGGAGCACGUGACCAGCCUGAUAGCGCGACGAGAUCACCUGCUGGCGGUCAAUGCGCGUCUGCAGAUCCCGCUAAACAGCAUUACUAGUGGUGCCAAGGCCGAGGCGCACGCCGCCAUAUCAACAACGGCAGCUCCAACAACCACCACAACAACCUCAACAACAACAGCAACAUCAACUUGUACAACUUCUGUCAUUUCCACACUAGCUUCCAGCAGCAACAGCGGCAGCAGCAGCAUCGGACUCGGCAGCAACAUCAGCGCCCUAAAUGCGGCCACAACCAUCGCAGCAGCGGUUUCGCUGGCCACCACUGCCAUCAAUACCACCAUCCCGACGAUGGCCAACAGUCGACCCACGGUGGCAGCUGCCAGUUCCACCGGAGUAGUGUUGGACUAUCGCGGACCAGGUGCCACAAGUAACAGCAGUGGCAGCAACAGCACCAGUGGCAACAAUGCAACAAGCAACAGCGUGAACAGCAGCAACAGUAACCCUGCGACCUCUUCGAAUGCCAGCGGGCCCGCUGCAACAUCGAUGUCCAUCUCCGGCAUGAACAUGACCAGUGCAGCCAAUUUGGGAAUGAGACACGUUUCGGCCCAUUCGUACAACAACGCCGGAAACAGCAACAGCAGCGUUGGGACCUUGAAUGCCAACAGCGCCGUCAACAGCAACAGCUUGCAUCACCAGCAUCCGUCGCAGCUGCAGCAGCAACAGGCGCAACACCAGUCGCAUCCUUCGCAGCAGCAGCAACAGCAGCAGCACGCGCAACAAGUGCAGCAGCAUCUGCACCAGUCGCACCACACCAGCGCUGCUGUGGCAGCCGCCCACAUGCUGGGCGUGGGAAUGAGCCUGGGCGCUGGAGGUGGGUCUGCUGCUGGCAUUGGACGAGGUGGGUCAGCGACAGCCAUGGCUGCAACAGCAGCAACAACCACAACUACUUUUACGACCACAGCGGGCACGGGCAUGGGUCAGCAGCACCACCACCCACACCCACACCAACAUCCUAGCAUUCAGAUUCAAGUGGGUGGCGGCGGCGUUGGCGUUGACGGUUUAAGUAGCACCUCCUCCUCCUAUGCGGUGCACCACGCGGCUCUCUACAGCACGCAUCACCAGGUAGUAGAUCCCAACUAAGGCGCGACGAUAACAUCGCCAAAACUAGCUGAAAGUCGUACCGUGAGCAAGUGCUUCAGCAGCCGCAGCAGCUGAAGAAAAAGCAAUCCGUGAGCAAACGAGGAGGACGUCACAACAGCAGCAGCAGCAGUAGCAGCAAUCAUGGCAACAACAAACUGGCCCAGCAAUGCAAACACGACAAGCUGAAGUCGGCGCAGCUUGGCUUUCAGCAGCUGAUCGACAAAAAUGACGAUGAUCUCAGCAGCCAUAGCAGCUCUUCCACCUUUUCGUCCUCCUCGCAGCAGCAGUCUUCGGUGGACUACGAGGCGGAGGACGAGAACGAGGACAAACAACGCAGGCCACUGCACAAGAACGAGAACGACAGCUUGUUGCAUGUACAGAAUUUUCUCAAGUGCUUUGGGCCCAAUGCCUACGCAUCGGCAAAGGCACCUCCUCCUGCAACCGCUACAAAAUCAUUAGCCUUCGUCAAGUCGCCGGGUGAAGGAGCAGAGCUGCGUGCCUGGCGCCAGAAUUAUUGCCCCCCAAUCAAUACAGUUCAAGUAGCCACCACAACAGCAACAUCGCAGGCCCCAGCGACAACCUUAGCGGAUAGCACUGCCACAAAUACACCAAUGUUUCAAGCCCAGUCAAGUGCAAACCACAAACCAACCAAGUUUCAAAUAAACACCAAGUUUCUGCGCAAACCACGCAACAAACUGUUGAAAAUGCUGCCAACAGCAACGGCGACUUCGGCGGCAACCGCUCCCAAGCAACAGGAGCAACUGCAGCAGCCGCAGCUGUUCAACGAUGAUUCCAACGCCAAAUUCAAAGACUUUUCAAUCGACUCGCUAUUGAAUAAGUAAACGUAAAACACUAUCGGAUUAGCAGUUACACCCUAGCCUUAUUAUUUGUAGCAUAAUUAAACAAGUACCAGCAGAGCCCAAGUCGCGUUCCUAGUUCCCCUCCCAACAUAGCCACCACAGAUUUUGUUUAGCCAAUCGAGUACCCAUAACAUGAACAUAGCAACAACGUAUUAUAACUAUAAUUAGGUUGUUUAUUUAUUACAUGCAUAUUGUUUAACUAAUGGCGCAAUUCAUAACUAGCGUAAGAAUGUAAAUAUCUACUUAAAUACGAGAUAAUAAACCACAAACAGAUGUGCUAGAAUUUAAA